Messenger RNA from Panicum virgatum (switchgrass), 931 nucleotides. RefSeq lists its product as uncharacterized. The transcript is spliced from 4 exons. The record is from RefSeq and is a predicted model, not a curated record. The coding region runs from base 144 to 626 and encodes 160 amino acids. NCBI's taxonomy places the organism in Eukaryota, Viridiplantae, Streptophyta, Magnoliopsida, Poales, Poaceae.
UCUUAUAUAUGUACUUCAUGUUCCCUCGUCUCUAUUAGCUCAUCAUCUGUUCUUCAUCCUCUUCUAACUCUUCUCAGGAAGGCCUGAGUCUUCAAUACAUAGACCUCGUUGCUAUCGGGAAUAAAGGAAUUAAUAGCAGGAUAAUGGAGGGUACUGCUGGGAGCAUUCCAAAAUUUGGCGAGUGGAAGGCCAAUGACGGUGGUUCCCCUUAUACCAUGUAUUUUGAAAAUGCAAGGAAGCGAAGAAGCAACAUUGGCAUCACACCUCCCCCGGAGGCAUCUCCAGCUCGAAUGGUCCCUGCCCCAGCUGGCCCUAGAACUCCGCAACGAGCACCUGAUGCCAAGCCAGUGAAACCUCAGGACUGCGCCAAUCGAUCACGAAACCAAGCCAAAGCUGCACGAGGUGGCUCUGGCUCAGUGCCGACCUGGGGCAACUGGAAUGAGAGCAACAGCAGCGCAGGUGCUCAACAGUAUACACUUGUCUUUAACCAGCUAAGGGAGGAAAGGAGGAGUGCUCCUCCAACGCCUAGCAUUGAGCAAAUACAACGCCCUACUCCAACUCGAGCCACUCAUCAUGAUCUUUAUGAUCAUGCACCCAAGGGCUUCAAAUGCUGCGGGUUGUUUUGAAUCGAAGAGCUUAUGGCUGCGACAACACAAGUUGAUGUUUAAAUGGCAAAAAUACAUCUAGGUUCUCCACAUGCUUCAAGGUUUGAGCAGUGUAUUAACAAUGAACAGAUGUUGGGACGGCAGACAUUGAUUUUGAAACUUGCAUCAACUUCGUAGACAUUUGAAGGUGGCGAUAAUGAAUGUGUACACAUGUACAUGCCAAACACUUUUUCUUUGCAAAACUAAAAUAGCAAGUUUGAUCGACCUUCAUAUCCUUGUUAGAAAGUUCUAUUUGAUAUAAGAAUUUUGUGAUGAUGAAUGCAUCA